UUUGUUCUGUGGGGAACUCGGUGCAGAUCAAUGAACGGAGCUAAACAAACGGGUUGGGCAACCGAAGUUGAGCACGGUCGCGGGAUAUAUGGUCACGGCGGAUAACAGUCUCGCCUCUCGGCUGAAGAAAUAAGUAAAAGUCAAAUUCAGUAGUAGUUUCGACAAGCUUUCUAUGUUUCAUAGAAUUAAAUGUGCAACUUUAGUACCGUUUUGAUCUCUUGGAUUCUAACACAAGCAGCGAACAACAAUUGACAGCGAAUCAUCUUUGCAUCGGGAAAUUUGAUAUUUCGAUGAUGAUUUUUGCGAAUUCUGGCAACCCAUUAAGAACUACAUAUCGUAAACAGCCCCCUGUUGGCCCCUCGUCCCAGCCCAUGGCCCCGCCCAGUCCCGGAACCAACAGCAGCACCAAUCAGAGCAGCAGUAGCAGCAGCACGGCAGGCUGGGAGCAGCUCAGCAAAACCAACCUGUACAUCCGGGGGCUGCCCCCAGCAACCACAGACCAUGACCUGGUCAAGCUCUGCCAGCCUUAUGGCAAAAUUGUGUCAACGAAAGCUAUCCUGGAUAAGACUACAAACAAAUGCAAAGGUUACGGCUUUGUGGACUUUGACAGCCCUGCUGCAGCACAGAAAGCCGUCAAUGCCCUAAAAACCAGCGGCGUGCAGGCCCAGAUGGCGAAGCAACAGGAGCAGGACCCCACCAACCUGUACAUCUCCAACCUGCCGCUGUCCAUGGAUGAGCAGGAGCUGGAAGCUAUGCUGAAGCCCUUCGGCCAGGUCGUGUCCACGCGGAUCCUGCGAGACGCCAGCGGGGCCAGCCGGGGGGUCGGCUUCGCCAGGAUGGAGUCAACAGAGAAAUGUGAUGCUGUUAUUUCUCACUUCAAUGGAAAGUUUCUCAAGAUGCCUACAGGAGUAAUGGCCCCCACUGAGCCUCUGCUGUGCAAGUUUGCAGAUGGAGGGCAGAAAAAGCGACAGAGCCAAAAUAAAUACGUGUCGAAUGGACGAGCGUGGGCCAGAGAGGGAGAGGCCAGGCUUACUGGAAUGACGCUCACGUAUGACCCCACUGCUGCGGCUAUGCAGAAUGGGUUUUAUCCCAGCCCAUACAGCAUCACUAACCGAAUGAUCGCGCAGACAGCCAUGUCGCCCUACAUCUCUCCAGUGUCCACAUACCCGGUGCAGAAUCCAUCCUGGGUCACCCACCAGCCAUAUAUUAUACAGCAUCCAGGAGCUGUAAUAUCGCCCUCUAUGGAUCCCUCCAUGUCAUUGCAGCCAGCGUCCAUGAUGAGUCCCCUCACACAGCAGAUGAGUCACCUCUCUCUAGGCAGUACAGGAACGUUCAUGCCAGCUAAUCCCGCCAUGCAGGGUGCCUACAUCCCUCAGUACACGCCCUUGCAGCCUGCUGCAGUGGAGGAUAACAGCCCACAGCCUCAGGUGGAGUCCACCAGUGAUCAUUCCCCCUACAGCUACCAACCCGCCAAGUGAUGAAGGGGUUCCUCAGCGCUCAGGACAGUGAGAGAGGCAACUACAUCAACAAUCAUGCUUCCUCUGGACUACGUAGAUGGACUACGCUCGGUUGUUUGAUCGAUGUUUGCACAGUUUCUGCGAUGAGCUCCCUCUGUUUUUAAUACAGCUAUCCCAGACUAUUUUGGUAUAAGUUCUAUGAGGUGCAAAUAAAAGAUUAAUCAAAGAAUGCUAGCUAUCUACGAAGAAAAUUUAAAAAAACAAAGAAAAAAUGUUUUAUUUUAAUAAAAAGAAGGUUUAUUUUUACCAAGGAAUCAUCACAUGGGUGCAAAACCUUAAAUGAUCACGUGACUUCACGUCCAUGGUAGCAGAGGUGUCCAUUGUGGAAUUUUUUUAUGAUUUUGAGAUUUUUGUGUGGUUUUUCUCUCUUUUUUUUUGUACUGAACUAGCUUUGCUGUUUGAAGAGAUUUAUUGGCUGGACAUUCUGAGAAAAAAAAAGUUUUGGUUUGUUUAAUUUUGUUGGGGUUUUUUUGUGCUUGCAGUGUGAGUGUUGCUAUGGUGAAGUGUUACAUGUUUCCUCUUGUACAGUGUGUGUUGUCCUAAGGAUCUGAUAUCUCUCUCUCUCUCUCAUACAAUUUGCCUUAAAUUCUUUCCAUCCAGCUGUACAGGUAGCCUAUAGGUCAAGGCUGAACCAGAGAAAGAGAUGGUGAACUCAGCUAGGGCCUUGUAAAUCAGCAGAAUAGGGCUUUACAUAGGAUCUAGCUAAUGAAAUAUGUUUUGCCUAGUUUAGGUGUUUUUUGCUUUUUACUGAUCUCCGUGGAGCUUUUAGAAUAGAUAAUGUGUCGAGUGUUAACAAAAGCUGAUUUCGUUUAAAUAAGAUGUAAUGUUUUUGUAAUCGGAGGCAUGAUGCCUCUGGUUGUUUGAAUGUGGUAGAAAUUCUGCUAAAUGCUCACAUGUUUUAAUUGCCUUUUAGAGGAAAAAAAACCUCAUUGGUGUGGUUUAAUUGAACAUGAACACAUGGGUGGGGGAAAGCGGCUCGAUAAAAGUCUGAUUUAUUAUUACUUUGGCUUAUAGGGGAGGGAGCUCAUGGUCUGUAAUUAUUUUAGGGUUUUUUUCUUUCAGUUUUGAUUCAGAUUGUGCUUUUUGGUUGUGUACAGAUUACCUAAGCCUUCAACGGCAACUUUCAUCAAGGGGUCAUGGAGGUUUCAAGAACUUUUUUUGUGUGUGUGGAUUUUAUUUUGUCUAGCUCUUUUCUAGGAAGCAAACAGAACUUGGCACUUUCAAUCAAAGUUUACUUCACCAAAGACAGCGAGCUAGUGAGCAGAAAUAAAUAAUGGAAAUGACACCA
Molecule: messenger RNA, 2805 nt
Organism: Electrophorus electricus (electric eel)
Lineage: Eukaryota; Metazoa; Chordata; Actinopteri; Gymnotiformes; Gymnotidae
Gene: rbms1b
Product: RNA binding motif, single stranded interacting protein 1b
Cellular component (GO): ribonucleoprotein complex
Molecular function (GO): RNA binding
Source: RefSeq, a predicted model, not a curated record